CAUGUUGGCCAGGAUGGUCUCGAACUCCUGACCUUGUGAUCCACCCACCUCAGACUCCCAAAGUGCUGGGAUUACAGGCAUGAGCCACCACUAUACUUUAUAAUCUUUUACAGUUAAUCUCACAUACCUUUGUUGGGUCUUUCCAAAAUAUUAAACAUAGAUUUUUAAAGAAACAAUUUUCACACUCUUUCAUUGGUUUAUACAAUAUAAAGUUACAAAAGCACAAUAUCAAGUACAACUGGCAAAAACAGAUUUGCAAACAAACACAAGUAAGUCAUAAGAUUGAACUAGUCAAUUGAUAGGACCAGAAAUGGGCAGAUUUACUAGAUAACAGUUUCCUAGCAUGAUACGGGAAUUAGUCACUUAUGACUUACAAAGGAAAUAGAGUGAGUUAACUGGUUAGAGGUUAUGUGUAGACCGGCUAAGACAUCAGCUACUGUACCUCUCCAUUUUAAUUGACUAUGUGUCUUUCUACCUAGAGUGUUUUGAGGGCAGAGAUGGUGCCUGGCUAUUAUGGGAAACUACUGAAGAACUUCCCAGACAUUUUUAUAAUGCUAUGUAAAUCUUCUCAUGAGAACAAGUAUGAUUUUAAGAAACAAAACAGUCAUUUUUAAGCCAUUUACACUAAGGUUUAUGGAUCUGUCCAGAAAAGGCCAUGUAACAGAUGCAAAUUUCCUUGCUAAAAGCUUCUGUUCAUUUCCUAGGGCUACCAUAACAAAUUGGCACUAACUGGGUGACUAAAAACAACAAAAACUUGUUCUCUCACAGUUACAGAGGCCAGAUAAUGAAACUGAGGUGUUGACAGCACUUACCUCUUCUGUUCACUGACGUCUUCUGUUGUCUGGUGACUUCAGGUGUUCUUUGCCUAGGGGCUAAGUGACUUGGAGCUCCAUGCCUCCAUCAUCAAAUGGUCUUCUAUGUGGGUCUGAGUCUCAAAUAGCCCUCUACCUUUCUCUUAUAAGGAUUCUUGUGUAGAAAUCAAUGAAGAUCAAUCAAAUGAGAACAAGCAAAAGCUAUUUAUUCAGGCCUUGUAAGGGAGGGAGCCACGAUCUCCUGCAUUUUAGCAGAGCCAAAGGCAGGCAGAGGAGUGGGCAUGCCCUAAUUAGAGGCUCUCGGCAUGAGGAAGCUGCAGGCAGGCCAACUAGAAGUGGAGCAUUCUAUGGCUUCUUCUUGUUAGUCUCACCUUGGAAAUGGGGACAAAAGUUAGGGAAGAUGCCAGUUAUUAAUCCAUUACUGGUCAUUUGGGCUGAUUGUUAUAGUUUGUCUCCUAGGAUUGUUAUUAGCGAUAAUGAUAUGACUUUCUACAAGUCUAAUCUAUAGACUUCCUGGACUGAUUACUGUAGAUAAUGGGUUGGUCUCCUGGGUUGCUUGCUGGAGGUUGUGGGUCAGAGUUCUGUUUUUACAUAUGGUCUGGCCAUUGUCCAUUGGCAUAUUCAGUCACCUACCCUAAAGCCAGGAUGAUCUCAUCUCAAGAUCUUUAACCCAGUUACACCUGCAAAACUCCUUUUUCAAAAUAAGGUCACAUUUGCAAGUUCUGGGAGUUAGGACAUGGAUAUAUCUUUGGAUGUGCGCGAGGGCACCAUUUAACCCACUAUAAAGUUCCUCUUGGUUUAGAAAUCAUGUUUACUUAUUUAGAGGGGGAGGAAAAAAAGACCUUGCCUCUUGCCUCUCUGAAUGAGACAAGCAGGUAGGUUAUACUGGAUUUCACCAAAGGUCUAUAUAACUUCUGUCCCAGAGGUAGAAAUGUUUUUGAAGCAGUUGCCUAGACAUCCUUUAAAGCUUGGAUUUGAGUUGCAGACCAACUCCUUUAUGUCUGCACUCCAAAACAAGAGAUGUUUCGGUAGUCCAGUACUGUCUAUACAUUCAGCAAAGCCCCUCCUUUGGUAGAAAUCUAGAAGCAGUGUGGAUAAUGUAUGAAUGUUGCCUAUAUUAUCUUGGAUAGGGAGGUAAGGAACAGUACAAACCCUCUGGUUUCUUUCUUUUUCAGUGCCCUGAAACUCUAAUCUCAUUGCCUGACCAGGAAAGGAAGUAAUCCCUAGUGUCAGCAGAUUCAGCGGUACAGGUAUAUGAUAGAUAACCAAGACACAAGUUCGUUAGCUGAUGCUGUAGAGAAAGUUGCAAAGCAACAACAAUCACAAGCAUCAGAGAUAGAAAAAAACAAAAAAGUUCUGUUCAAUUUGAAGAAUGAACUUCAUGAGCUUGAAAAACAAAUAGCAGCUAUCUCUGCAGAAACUAAAGGGACAGAAAGACAAAUUUAUCAACAAGAUGCUGCCAUACAGAAUACCAAACUUCACUGUGAUAGCCUGGAAACUCAGAUCAAAACCUUACAUUCAGAAAAUGUAAAGCUUAAAUUUGACAUAGAAACAGCUCAAGAAGAUUUUGAGGAACACAUGAUAAAAUAUAAUGCAUAUUAUGCAAAAAUAAAAGCACAUAAAAAUAGUUUGGGAGAAGUAGAAAGCAAAUGGUCAUUUAUGACCGAACUCCAUGAAAAACGAGAUUUUGUUAAAAAAUUAAAGACGAUGAAAGAAGAACUUAUGCAAGAUCUUCAAAAUCCAGGAGGGAACCGAAUAACACAAGUACAGGAAGACAUUACAAAGUUAAAGGAUAAAAUUUUAACUGUAAAAGAAUCUAUCAUUGAGAAAACUUGUUUUCUUGAGGAAGAAAAAAAGACACAUGAAAAAUUAAGAAAAGAAAUAGAGGUACAACAUAAGAGAUAUGACGCAAUUCUUAAGCGUUUGCAUUGUCAGGUGAACAAGCUUCAGGCAAAUAGACGACAGUGGCAAUGGAACAUUCAACAACUGGAAAAAACUGCAGCCGAAUUAAGAAAAUGCAUUGGAAUGCAAGAAUAACAUUGCCAUAGGGCAGUGUGGAACACAGACCAUGACAACAAAAAUUACGGAAUAGAACAUUAAGAAAAUCUUUUGGAUUCUUAAUAACAAGCAUCCACUAUCGGAGGCCUGUCUUAAUGACAGAUGUCUUUGGUGGUGGUUGUUGUCGUCGUCGUUUUUAAAUCAGUCAUCCAUUUGUUAAAAUGCCUUCUAACCCUAUACUUGAUAGCAGUAGACAGACAAUAGGAAUGCCUACAGGAAAAUAGUGCAAGAGUCUCUCUGACUAUUGGGAGUGUGUAAAAUGUGUUAUACUCAUGAAUACCUGUUUAUGUUGCAUUUGCUACCCUAUAAAGUAAAAAUUUAGAAGGGAAAAAACACUUGAAUUUUCAAUGAUUUAAAUUGUUAAGAUAUUUUCAAAUGUUUGUCUGUUUCAAACUUUUUAUUGGAAGUUUUUUUUUACAACUGCCUUCACAGUAGCCCAUAAAUAUUGAUAUUUAUAAUAAUGUUUUUGUACGUUCAGUGCUUCAAAUAUUUUACUCCAUUUUCUCUUUUGUCCAGAAGGUAACAAUCAUUUUUCUUUGUUAUAAAAUAACAUAUUUUAGAGUGAUACAAUGAAUAAAAUAUUUUCUUCACUUU
Molecule: messenger RNA, 3464 nt
Organism: Chlorocebus sabaeus (green monkey)
Lineage: Eukaryota; Metazoa; Chordata; Mammalia; Primates; Cercopithecidae
Source: RefSeq, a predicted model, not a curated record